CGAGAUGCUUUCCUCCCCCCCAAAAAAAAAGUAGCAAAAGUGGCUUCUAUAUUUCCCAUCGAAUCCAAUUCCUCUUACAAUCUGGAUUUCACCUCUCAUAUUCAACAUUUCUAAACUUGAUUCAUCUUCGAAGCCAAUCAAAUGACUAACGUGGUAGAAUUGAAGGUGGGAUUACACUGUGAAGAGUGCAUUAAGAUGAUCUUAAAAGCCAUCAAGAAGAUCCAAGAUAUCGAGACGUAUGAUGUUGAUACGAGGUUAAAUAAGGUGACCGUUACUGGAAAUGUGACCAAUGCACAAGUCGUCAAGGCUCUACACAAGAUCGGGAAGCAGGCCACCAAUUGGGAACAAGGUUCAACCACAAGCUAUUAGAUCGCCUCAUCUUGUACUCGUUUCCAACAAUGCUCUAACAAUUUUUUUUUUUUUAAUUUGUAUUGUAAUCUACUAAUCUAUAUCUACCAGAAAUAAUAAUAUUAUUUGUUAGUUAUAAAAA
This is a messenger RNA of Helianthus annuus (common sunflower), 490 nucleotides long. RefSeq names its product copper transport protein ATX1. Bases 142 to 369 code for a protein of 75 amino acids. Gene Ontology annotation, molecular function: metal ion binding. The record is from RefSeq and is a predicted model, not a curated record. Lineage: Eukaryota; Viridiplantae; Streptophyta; Magnoliopsida; Asterales; Asteraceae. The transcript has 3 exons.